This is a messenger RNA of Cokeromyces recurvatus, 1066 nucleotides long. RefSeq names its product autophagocytosis associated protein. The record is from RefSeq and is a predicted model, not a curated record. Gene Ontology annotation, molecular function: Atg8-family ligase activity. Bases 44 to 976 code for a protein of 310 amino acids. Gene Ontology annotation, biological process: autophagosome assembly; nucleophagy; autophagy of mitochondrion. Lineage: Eukaryota; Fungi; Mucoromycota; Mucoromycetes; Mucorales; Mucoraceae. The transcript is spliced from 7 exons. Gene Ontology annotation, cellular component: cytoplasmic ubiquitin ligase complex; cytosol.
AAAAAAGCGGCAUUAAUUUUCUUUUGUUUUUUUUUUUCUUAUCAUGUCUGUCCAAGACGCAUAUAAUAAAGUAUUUUCCAAUUUUCAAAAAGUAAGAGAAUAUCUUGCACCUGUCUUGAAGAAUUCUAAAUUUAAAGAAACAGGCUGUAUUACUCCUGAAGAGUUUGUUGCUGCAGGUGAUUUUUUGGUUUACAAGUGCCCAACUUGGCAAUGGGAAGGAGGUUUAAACGAGAAAAAGAGAGACUACUUACCAAGUGACAAACAAUUCCUCGUCACUCGCAAUGUUCCUUGUAUUAGACGUGCUCGUCAAAUGGAAUUGACUGAAGAUGAAGACGUUGAAUCAAUAAUAAAAGAUGAAAGUGGAGAAGAUUGGAUGCUUACACAUAGUAAAAGAACAACUAAAACAAUGGAAGAAAUGGCACAAAUUAUUAUGACUGAAGAAGAGGAAGAGGCAGAAAUUAAAAGAGGAUUAGAAAAAUUAAAGAUAGAGGAUAUACCAGAUCUAGAUGAUGUACCAGACAUGGAUGAUAUACCAGACAUGGAUGACCAAAUAGAAGAAGAAGAAGAUCCUUCUAUACAAGUAGUGACAAAUGAUAAAGUACUUCAGGUUCGAACAUAUGAUGUAUUUAUCACAUAUGAUAAAUAUUAUCAAACGCCUCGUAUGUGGUUAUUUGGUUAUGAUGAAGAACGUCGUCCUCUAAAUUCAACUCAAGUCUUUGAAGAUGUUUCUCCUGAUUAUGUAAAAAAGACGGUAACAAUUGAGACGCAUCCUCAUUUAUCACUUAACUUGGCUUCUAUUCAUCCUUGUAAACAUGCUGAAGUAAUGAAGAAAAUUAUCGAAAGAAUGGGUCAGGGUAAAACUUCAGUUGUAGGUCAAGAAGGAGGAAUACGUGUAGAUCAGUAUUUGAUCCUAUUCUUAAAGUUUAUGAGUUCUGUUGUGCCUACUAUUGAUUAUGAUCAUACUAUCAGUACAUAGUCGUCAUAUUGAAUAUAACAAUUCCCUUAUUUUAUGAUCAAUCUUAUUGGUAACCGAAAUAAAUAAACUUAUCUGAGUUUUAAAUAGAAA